CUGCCCGGUCAGCCCCGUUGCUAUGGGGACUGGUGGGCGGUGAGUGGGGGAAAGCCCCGGAUGUUCGUUGGGGAUUCAACAUGGCGGCGGCGGUGGCCGCGGUGGCGGCGGCGCAAGAGAGCUGAGGGCGGCAUGAGGGCGCCGAGUUCCGGGCCGAGCAGCUAGGCCUCGAGCAAGUGCUCUGCCGAGCCGAUGAGUAACCCGAAGCCCCAAGAGGAGACGUCACCUGCCAGAGGGCACUUCUAGCACAGCCAGCAUCGAACCAGGCCUGCCAGCCGGAGCCCAAGUCUACACCCUUGCGCGCUUAAAGCCUGGCACCAUGUUUGGGAAGAAGAAGAAACGGGUCGAGAUCUCGGCGCCAUCCAACUUCGAGCACCGCGUGCACACGGGCUUCGACCAACAUGAGCAGAAGUUCACGGGGCUGCCCCGCCAGUGGCAGAGCCUGAUCGAGGAGUCUGCUCGCCGGCCCAAGCCCCUUGUCGACCCCGCCUGCAUUACCUCCAUCCAGCCUGGGGCCCCCAAGACCAUCGUGCGGGGCAGCAAAGGCGCCAAGGAUGGGGCCCUCACGCUGCUGCUGGACGAGUUUGAGAACAUGUCGGUGACACGCUCCAACUCCCUGCGGAGAGACAGCCCGCCGCCACCCGCGCGUGCCCGCCAGGAAAACGGGAUGCCCGCGGAGCAGGCCGCCAUGGCCAGAGGGGGCCCAGAGAAGGCGGGCGGCCAAAGCCGGCCCCGCCGGCGACCCCCCACGGCCCCUGGUGUGCUGGGCCCCCACGCCUCUGAGCCCCAGUUGGCCCCUCCAGCCCGUGCCCCCGCUGCCCCCGCUGUGCCUCCUGCCCCUGGGCCCCCCGGCCCCCGAUCACCACAGCGGGAACCACAGCGAGUGUCCCAUGAGCAGUUCCGGGCUGCCCUGCAGCUGGUGGUGGACCCUGGCGACCCUCGCUCCUACCUGGACAACUUCAUCAAGAUCGGCGAGGGCUCCACGGGCAUCGUUUGCAUCGCCACCGUGCGCAGCUCGGGCAGGCUGGUGGCCGUCAAGAAGAUGGACCUGCGCAAACAGCAGAGGCGCGAGCUGCUGUUCAAUGAGGUGGUGAUCAUGAGGGACUACCAGCAUGAGAACGUGGUGGAGAUGUACAACAGCUACCUGGUCGGGGACGAGCUCUGGGUGGUGAUGGAGUUCCUGGAAGGAGGCGCCCUCACUGACAUCGUCACCCACACCAGGAUGAACGAGGAGCAGAUCGCCGCCGUGUGCCUGGCGGUGCUCCAGGCCUUGUCUGUGCUCCACGCCCAGGGCGUCAUCCACCGCGACAUCAAGAGCGACUCCAUCCUGCUGACCCACGAUGGCAGGGUGAAGCUGUCGGACUUCGGGUUCUGCGCCCAGGUGAGCAAGGAGGUGCCACGGAGGAAGUCACUGGUCGGCACACCCUACUGGAUGGCCCCGGAGCUCAUCUCCCGCCUUCCCUAUGGACCGGAGGUGGACAUCUGGUCUCUGGGGGUGAUGGUGAUCGAGAUGGUAGAUGGGGAGCCCCCCUACUUCAAUGAGCCACCCCUCAAAGCCAUGAAGAUGAUUCGGGACAACCUGCCACCCCGACUGAAGAACCUGCACAAGGUGUCGCCGUCCCUGAAGGGCUUCCUGGACCGCCUGCUGGUGCGUGACCCGGCACAGCGGGCCACGGCGGCUGAGCUGCUCAAGCACCCGUUCCUGGCCAAAGCGGGCCCACCCGCCAGCAUCGUGCCCCUCAUGCGCCAGAACCGCACCAGAUGAGGCCCAGUGCCCCAUCCCUGAACCAAAGAGCCCUUUGGGUCACCCCUGCCCUGCCAGAGGCCAGUGGGGAGCUGGCCCUGCUCCUCCCAGCCUGGGAGACACUCCGUGUGGCCCCACCCUCCUUGCUGGGGAGUGUGUGGGACCCUACUACUGAACUCCGGUUUUGAUUUUGUGACUUCUAAAAAAACACAGGGACUUGUGGGAGCAAGUAAGGCUCCCAGGACCCCUGCCCCCACCCUCCGGGACAGGCCCGCCCCUGUGUUUUCCUGUCUCUAGGAAGGACAGGCAGCCCUCCCAUCACUGGAACUCUGCAUUGGGGGCCACCGGGGGUAGAGACAACACUACAAAAGGUGUGUAUGUGUGUGUGCGUGUGUGUGUGUGCGCGCACGUGUGCGUGCACACGUGUGGAAGGGCCAGCGCCUCUGUCCUCCAGCCUGCAAGUGGGUGUCUCUGAGACCUCACCUGACACACAGCCCCUUCCCCCCUGAGCCACUGCGGGGGGUCAAUCAUGAAUGUCUGAAGAGUGGCCUUUUCCCGUCACCCCGCACCCCUUUAUGUGGCUGGUGGGGAGCAGGGGUCAGGGCUUCCCACCCACCCCCAGCCUCUGCAGAACAUGACUACUGCACCUGGACAGCCUCCUCUUUUCUAGAAGUCUAUUUAUAUUGUCAUUUUGUAACACUCUAGCCCCCAUCUGGGACAGAUGGUCUCUGUCCCACAGGGUGGCACCAGGGACAGAGCCACUGCUUGAAGAACCAGGUUCCUGGCCCCUCGGCGCAGCCCUGCCCUUCCCUCCCUCAAGUUAGUUUUACAAUUAAAACAUUUUCUUGUUUU
This is a messenger RNA of Vicugna pacos (alpaca), 2596 nucleotides long. NCBI's taxonomy places the organism in Eukaryota, Metazoa, Chordata, Mammalia, Artiodactyla, Camelidae. The record is from RefSeq and is a predicted model, not a curated record.